Phytophthora infestans T30-4 is the source of this 872-nucleotide messenger RNA. RefSeq lists its product as uncharacterized. Lineage: Eukaryota; Oomycota; Peronosporomycetes; Peronosporales; Peronosporaceae. The record is from RefSeq and is a predicted model, not a curated record. Bases 102 to 872 code for a protein of 256 amino acids. Gene Ontology annotation, molecular function: phosphatidylinositol binding. The transcript has a single exon.
UUUCCUCUUGCGUUGGGCAUUUGGAUUCUCGCGCGUCUAACAUUUGACAACUCGACGGUGCUCUACCCCUCUCAGUCCGCGUCUAUCGAAGUCGCACCUCCAUGAUGAACUCUCAGAGCAACGCAAAUAUGAAUGUCUCGGCGCUGCAGCCAUCGCUUUCGCCGCAGUCCGUCACGCGCCGCGUCACAGUCGCCAACGAUGGCGAAAUGUACCACCAACGCGCAUCACACGCCACCAUCGAGCGCGCUCCCAGCACCGGUAGCAAAGUGGACGUGCAGAUCCUCAAGAAGCUGUCGGCCUCGGUCUCCCAUUUCGAGGGCCCGCGUAAGAAUCUUAGCUUCGUCGUGUCCGUGGAGACGCUGAUUCCCGGUCGCCGCGCCUUCUCGGACGAGCGCGAGUCCUGCCAGCUCGUAGCCCGCUCUUUUGAUGACUUUCGUCGUUUCCGCAAGUCACUUCUCGCUCGUGUUGGCAGCCUCCACAACCCGUCGCUUCUUCUAUCUGGACGCAGCGGCAAGUGCCGCUGUGAAGCCGGCAAUGGCUGCCCCUUUGACGUGACGCGUAGUUUCCUGGAGCGACUUAAAUUCACGCGGAUGCCCUUCCUCAGUCUGGGCGAGAGCGAGGCGGACCUUACCAAGCGCCAGCAGGAGAUGAACAACUUCCUCCACAUUAUCUUUGCCAUCCUGCACCGCAUGCAGCCUGGCUCGUGGCACACGGAGUGCAAGUUCCUACAGGACGUGAUGGCCUUCCUGGAGGUGGAGGAGUCAUUCUCGUACCAGAUUGAUCGGCUUUUAAGAUCGAGGAACCGCCACAUGAGUCUGGACGGCUGGAAGGCGCACACCCUCGAGACUUUUGGCUCGGGUAUCGGCGUAUAA